UUGAGGUUUUGUUAGGAGAGGAUCAUCAGUUCAGUCAGGUAAUUUUAACGGUGGAAGGUGAGGCAGCUGCUAAAAAGACAUAAUCAUGGUGUCAACUGAGGAUCUAACUAAGAAUUUAUUUGAGGUUAUCCUGUCCCAUCUGGCCUUAACCUGUGUUUUACUUCUGGCCAUAUACGCUGCAAUCCGCUGGUACAUCAGAGAUUCCUACAAAGUUGAUGGAUUCAAUCAGAAACAUGUGUUCAUCACGGGCUGUGAUAGCGGCUUUGGAAAUCUUCUGGCCAGACAGCUGGAUGGAAAAGGUUUCCACGUCAUAGCGGGGUGUCUCACAGAGAAAGGUGCAACAGAUCUGUCAGCAGCAGCCUCCCCCAGACUGAAGACCCUCCUGCUGAAUGUUACAGACAGCGCGAGCAUCAGGAGUGCGGUGGAGUUUGUGAGCAGAGAGGUCGGGAAGAGAGGUCUGUGGGGGCUGGUGAACAACGCUGGAAGGUCAAUACCUAUCGGCCCAACAGAAUGGAUGGAGUUAGGGGAUUUCACAAAGGUCUUAGACGUAAAUCUGAUAGGAGUCAUUGACGUGACCCUGCAGUUUCUGCCUCUUGUGAAGAAAGCCCAGGGUAGAGUUGUUAAUGUAGCCAGUAUUCUGGGAAGACUCUCCCUCAUUGGUGGAGGAUACUGUCUGUCCAAAUGGGGAGUGGAAGCAUUUUCAGACAGUCUCAGGAGGGACAUGCAGCAUUUUGGUAUCAAAGUGAGCAUCAUUGAGCCUGGUUUCUUUAAGACAGCUGUGACCCGUGUGGAUCUUAUUAAUGCUGACCUGAAAAGGCUAUGGACCCGCCUCCCUGAAGAAGUUAAAGACUCAUAUGGAUCUACAUACUUUGAUGACUAUGUGAAAACACAGAACUUCUCCAUGGGCAUCCUGUGCAGUCCUGAUAUCUCCAAAGUGACCAAAUGCAUGGAGCAUGCACUAACAGCCCGCUUUCCCCGCACACGUUAUGGAGCAGGCUGGGACGCCAAGCUUUUCUGGAUCCCUCUGUCCUACUUCCCUACAUUUGUGACAGACUUUGUGAUCAAUGCGCUCCUUCCAUCACUUAAGGGUGCAGGAAAAAUCUGAACAUUCAAUAUGCAUGAAUUGUUUUCAGUAGUCUUUAAAUGUAAUUUUUUAUGAUAAUGAAGUAAUAAAACACGAAGACUGACUUACAAAAUAGGAAAUUUAUUCAUUCAUGUUUCAGCAGCGGCAAUUUAAAUCAUAUGAGUAUAUUCUGCAUGAUCACAGAUACAGUUUUUAUUUGUCCUCAUUAUCAUACAAAAUAAAUCGAUCUAUAAAAGAAUUAA
This is a messenger RNA of Melanotaenia boesemani (Boeseman's rainbowfish), 1326 nucleotides long. RefSeq names its product retinol dehydrogenase 1 (gene rdh1). The record is from RefSeq and is a predicted model, not a curated record. The transcript has 6 exons. The coding region runs from base 86 to 1105 and encodes 339 amino acids. Lineage: Eukaryota; Metazoa; Chordata; Actinopteri; Atheriniformes; Melanotaeniidae.